CAUCCAUCCACACGCUCGGCAUCCACACUCCACACUCUCCCGUCCCAUCCCAUCCCUCCAUCCCAUCCUCCAUCAAACAACAAACCUACCUACCUACCUACCUACCUACCUACCAACCCUCCUCCCUUUCACCACUACCACCAACGGCAUCGUCACCAUCACCGUCACCACCACCACCACAACCAUACCUGCGAUCGCACUCACCGCCAACACCAUAUACUCUCUACUCGCCAUAUCCAUACCCACCCAGUCGUCUGUCGGACCAAACUCCAAUUCUUUCCCGCGCCGCCGCCCAUGUGCCGCUCGACAAUCCCGCCCUCACCGCUGAUGAAGCCAUACUAGCAUCUUCACCGCCCGCCCCAACCGGUGCUCCUCGUGGCGGAUUUCAUAACUCCUCCUACCCCAGACGUCGCCAUCGACCACGCUUCGCGGGCGCAUCGCGAUAAUACAACGCAGCUCUGUCCGCGACAAUGACGAGGAGAGAGACGGUCGACCGCCAUGCUUCCAUCGACAGCUGGCGCUCCGACGAGACCGUCAAAGGCAAUCUCAGCAGCCGGACCAGGCCGCCUGUGACUGUAAAGACGUCCAAGGACGGCACCAAACAAGGAGAAAAGGAAUCCGAGAUAUCUCCCGGGACUGUUCCACCCAUCCCCCCUCCCAAAGACCCGUUACACAAAAGCCGCAAAAAGUCAAACCCCAUCUGGGAGAACCCACGGAUGAAUGAAUUCAGAGACUAUCGGAAAGACCUAGCAGUACUGGAGACCGCUGGAGGCCGAGUCCCAUCCAUCUCACGAAACCCGCCCACCGCCACCUCCCCGACCCCGCCCUGGUCUGGAACGAAUGGAUCCGUAAUGCCGCAGAGCGUGUUCGGCGGAAGUUUCUACAACGAUUCCAAUGAAGAUAUAGCACAACUCUCGCCAGGCUUCCGCCCCGGAAGUGGAAGGGAGGACGCCAUGGGAUUUCCCGCAGAUGACCGCCGCCCAUCCGUGGUCAGCACCACCACGGUCAGUAGCUCAGGGUCCAAGUCCAGCUUGAGCCGAGGAUUCCACAAGAAGUUACAGGGCUUCUUCGGCGACGAAUUCCCUGGGGACUCGCGUCAAAAUUCCGAUACCAGCCUGCCAACCCCGUUUGUUGCGGAAACCCAAUCCACCCGAAGCGUGCGAAAUCGAAACAACUCAGUGAACAAUACGGUGGGAAGCAGCCUAAACAGCAGGCCUGCCUCGCCCGCGCCCUCUCGACCCCGCACUCCCCUGCCCUCAUCCGAAGUUACACCUUGGGAGUUUCAAGAUACCAAGGAUGAUCCUUCUCAAAGCGAAAACGGGCGCCGCUCGUCAUUCGAGCAACAUACCAGUAAACCUCACAAAUCACACCGGAUUCGGAUUCCCGGCCAUCGACACAAUCGCAGCAAGGACGACGCAAAGACAUCAGAAACCCGUUCAGAGGGACGCGUUGAUAUCAGUCAACCUUACCCACUGCGGCCAGUCACCAGUCGGGAGGACUCGUCGUAUAGUCUCCGGGGGGGGCCACAGUACCAAUCAUCACUCAGCUCUGCGCUAAACUCCAGAACAAAUCUCAGUGCUCGGCCCUCGAGUCCGACACCGAGCGCUUUCAGCGAAAUGUCUCGGGACCAUACCUCGCAGAGGUCGCCAAACACCUCCAAGCCGCGAUUUUUCCGAAACCUACUGAAAGGCGGAAAAGACAAGACCGAUCGACCGGCGGCAGAGUCGCUCCAGAACCUGCCAGUAUCCACCACCUCUCUUCAGCCUUCGAUUCGCUCCGCAAAGCAGACCCCACGAGCCGAACCUUCCCCUAGCGUUUUCCCUUCGAAGAGGAAGGGUGCACUAGAGCCAAGCAGUAGGGACAAGAGCUAUGUGUCUGUUAGAGACGGAAAACGGUCUGGUCUGCCGUUCAAGAGCCGGCGAUAUGGCUCGGCAGCCGACCAGCCCAAGGGCAAAGACCCGAAUGAAGCGAACGCAGAUGCGGUUAUGAAUAAUGCCCUGUGGGAUCUUGACACUGAUCUCGACCACAUGGAAGGCAUCGUCAGCCGCCAUCACCAACCGCCAAUGACCCCACCUACUGGUGAUGUGCCCACCGGAGCCUGGCAAGCAGACGAUAACAAGCAGGAUCCGAAAUGGGAUGUGCCUGAUUCUUGGGCGGUCAGAAGACCUGGCGAAGGCAAUGUCUCUCGGAUGGAGGAAUUCGAUGAAACGGGCGCAACGCCCAAAGAGGAGGACACUUCGAAGACAUUCUGUGUGCGAAUUUUCCGAGUCGACUCCACAUUCGCGACAUUGUCUGCCACGAUCAACACUACAGUCGCCGAGAUUAUAAGAAUUCUAGGGAAGAAAACCCUACUUCAGGACGAGCUCGACAACUACCAUAUCGUAAUGCGAAAGCACGACACCUCGAGGCAACUAGACUCCCACGAGCGACCAUUGUUGAUACAGAAGCGCCUCCUGGAACAGGCCGGUUAUACCGACGCUGAUCGCUUAGAAGAAGUUGGACGAGAGGACAAUAGCUAUCUGUGCCGCUUCACGUUCAUUCCUGCCAAGAUGAGUGGGUACGCCAGCUUAGAGAAGGAUCCAGGGUUCAGCAAGAUGCAGAAGUUCAGCCAUAUUGACCUGCAAGGCCGGAAUCUCAUAACCAUUCCAAUCACUCUUUAUCAGAAAGCGACGGAGAUCAUUCAGCUCAACCUGUCACGAAAUCUCUCUCUAGAUGUUCCGAAGGACUUCAUACAGGCUUGCACCAAUCUUCGGGAGAUCAAGUACACAAGCAACGAGGCACGGCGUUUACCUCCCAGUCUGUCGUUGGCUAGCCGAUUGACCAUGCUCGACAUUUCCAAUAACCGUCUCCAAUCCCUGGACCAUGUUGAUCUUUACAAACUUUCCAGUCUCCAGGGUCUUCGGCUAUCCAACAAUCGCCUUACCCAGCUUCCCAGCUACUUUGGCCAAUACCGUGCACUCAGGAGUCUUAACCUCAGCUCCAAUCAGUUGACAGAGUUCCCAGACUUCCUGUGCGAUGUUACGACCCUCGUAGACCUCGAUAUAAGCUUCAACGCCAUCUCUAGCCUCCCCAAGAUUGGCCAACUCACAUGUUUGGAGCGUUUGUGGGCUACUAACAAUAAGCUUUCCGGAAGUUUCCCUUCUUCCCUUAGCAAUUUGAUCAACCUACGGGAAAUCGACGUCAGGUUCAAUGCUCUUGACAGUAUGGAUGUCAUGUCUCUGCUUCCACGACUCGAGUACCUCAUGAUCGGCCACAACUCCAUAUCCGCAUUUGAGGGGUCCUUCCCGAAGAUCCGGGUAUUACACAUGAAUCACAAUCCGGUCACUCGUUUCGGCAUGAGUGCUCCUGUACCAACACUUACCGCUCUCAAUCUCGCGUCUGCCCAAUUAGCACAGCUACCAGAAGAUUUGUUCCAGAAGAUCAAUGGAUUGACAAAACUAAUCUUGGACAAGAAUCAUUUCAGGUAUCUCUCUGCUCAAAUUGGCCGAAUGUACAAACUCGAGCAUCUUAGCAUAGCGCGGAAUUCACUCGAUGAUCUUCCUGCCGAAAUCGGAAAGCUUUCUCAACUGCGCUACCUAGACGUCCGAGAGAACAACCUGGGGCGAUUGCCUGCGGAAAUUUGGUACGCACGCCGCCUCGAGACGCUAAAUGUAUCCUCGAAUGUGCUGGAUACCUUCCCCAAACCAUCUAUACCACCCCCGUCUUUCAUCAAUGGAGAUGGCCUCCAACUUGACGGCGUUACUCCUCUUUCAACACCAGGUCUAGAAACCAGCCCAAGUUAUGAGGAGCUAGGAAAAUUAGAGGACUUCCAGAACCGGCGUCCUAGUCAGGCGUCUGGCGGUUACCUCAGCUCAGGCACCUCACCUGCUGCUUCCCAAAGGAAAGGCUCCAUGGCUUCUUUCGGCACUGCAAAUUCGACCAGGAAGCCGUCUAUUGCAUCGCGAGUGACUACGGAAGGCACCGUCACCCCGAUUACGAGGAAAGACUCAAGUUUAUCAAAUAAGCUUGCCGUGACAUUUGCUGGCUCUUUACGACACAUCUUCCUCGCCGAUAACCGCCUGACAGACGACGUAUUCGAUGAGCUUGCCAUGCUCCCAGAUCUGCGCAUUGUCAACUUAUCUUACAAUCUCAUCUACGACGUACCUGCUCGAACCAUUCGCAGAUGGCCUCAUCUUGCUGAAUUAUAUCUCUCUGGUAACGAUUUGACUUCAUUGCCAGCGGAGGAUUUGGAGGAAGUCACAUCCCUCAAGGUUCUCCACAUCAACAGUAACAAAUUCCAGGUUCUUCCCGCAGAACUUGGCAAGGUGUCAAAGCUCGCUAUCUUGGAUGUUGCCAGUAAUUCGUUGAAAUACAACGUCUCAAAUUGGCCAUACGACUGGAAUUGGAAUUGGAACCACCACCUCAAGUACCUCAAUCUGUCCGGCAACAAGCGUCUCGAGAUUAAACCAAGUGGCCCAUUCAGCGGUGGUGGUGCCGCCAUGCGGGAGGGAAGGGAUCUAACCGACUUCACAUCCUUGACCACCCUGAGGGUCUUGGGUUUGAUGGACGUGACAAUGAUGGUCCCAUCAGUCCCUGAGCAGACCGAGAAUCGGAGAGUUCGAACUUCGGGCUCCGCCGUUGGAACCAUGGCCUAUGGCAUGGCCGAUAGUCUUGGUCGCAACGACAACGUAUCCACGAUGGAUAUGGUCGUUCCGCGCUUCCGCAGCCACGACGACGAACAGAUCUUGGGUUUGUUCGAUGGGCAGCCGCUUAGCAGCGGUGGAUCAAAGAUUGCCAAAUUCCUCUACGACAACUUCAAGAACAGGUUCGCAGAUGAAUUGGAACGCUUACGUCCUAACGAGAAUCCGGGAGAUGCCUUGCGUCGUACUUACCUUUCCCUGAACAAGGAGUUGGCCACUGUAGCAUCGCAGUCAGUGGAUCGUGUCCCUCCUACCGUAGGCGGGCACCGCGGUUCUGUGCCAGAUCUCGGAGACGACGAUGUUCAAUCUGGCAGUGUCGCUACCAUCCUAUACCUGAAAGAGAUGGAACUCUACAUCUCGAACGUUGGCGAUGCCCAAGCACUCUUAAUCCGAUCAGAGGGCGGGCACAAGAUUCUCACUCAAAAACAUGACCCUGCUGAGUCCAGCGAACGGAACCGCAUUCGGGAGGCGGGUGGAUUCGUAUCUCGCCAAGGCAGACUCAACGAGGUCUUGGAAGUAUCUCGUGCUUUUGGCUACGUGCAGAUGUCCCCGUCGGUCAUUGCCUCGCCGUAUAUCACAAAUCUCACGUUGGGCGACACUGACGAGAUGAUCCUAAUUGCAUCCCGUGAACUAUGGGAAUACCUCACCCCGGACUUCGCGGUUGAUGUGGCACGAUCGGAGCGCAGUGACCUGAUGCGCGCGGCACAGAAGCUUCGUGAUCUUGCCAUAGCAUUUGGCGCCACCAACAAGAUCAUGGUUAUGCUUCUGGGCGUUAGCGACCUCAAAAGCAAACAGCGCGCUCGCUUCAGGACCCAUAGCAUGUCAAUGGGCCCGUCUGGCUCACCAGAUGAUUUCUUCUCAAUCAGAAAGGUGGGCAAGCGUGCUAAGGAUCUCCCCAACUCUUCAACACUACAACGACUCAACCAAGAGAUUCCCGCACCGACGGGAGAGGUCAGCUUGGUCUUCACGGAUAUCAAGAAUUCGACACUGCUAUGGGAGACUUACCCCAUUGCAAUGAGAUCAGCCAUCAAACAACACAACGAUCUCAUGCGGCGACAGUUGCGCAAUGUCGGUGGUUAUGAAGUGAAGACUGAAGGUGACGCAUUCAUGGUUGCCUUCCCAACCGUGACUUCUGCUCUAUUGUGGUGUUUCACAAUUCAAAGCCAUCUACUCGACGUACAAUGGCCACAAGAGAUUCUUAACAGUGUCAAUGGACAAGAGGUCGUCGACCCCGAUGGUAAUGUCAUCUUCCGCGGUCUUUCGGUUCGCAUGGGAAUACAUUAUGGCCAACCGGUGUGCGAAAUUGAUCCGGUAACGAAGCGUAUGGACUACUUCGGCCCCAUGGUCAAUCGCGCCUCCCGUAUCUCUUCCGUUGCCGAUGGAGGCCAGAUUACCGUCUCGUCGGAUUUCAUUGCAGAGAUUCAACGACUCCUGGAAACGCACAUCGAAGGCGACCGGAGCAACUCCGUCGGUUCUGAGGAUGCUAUGAUGGACGACUCUAUGACCCAGGCUAUUCGGCAAGAGCUUCGGUCUCUCAGCAGUCAGGGUUUCGAGGUCAAGGAUCUUGGAGAGAGACGGUUGAAGGGACUGGAAAAUCCUGAAUACAUCUACUUGAUGUACCCACAUUCCCUUGCCAGCCGUCUGACCGUGCAGCGUCAAUUAGAAGCGAAGCAACCACAACCCGCUGAAGCUGGAUCGAUCGGCCAGAAAAUGCCUGGAAGCCAACUCACCAUUGACACAGAGCAUGUUUGGGACCUAUGGAAUGUCAGCUUGCGCUUGGAGAUGCUCUGCAGUACACUGGAGAAUCCAGAGUCUGUAGAGCUCAAGGCCCCUGAAACGGCGCUGCUAGAGAGGAUGAAGAACCGGGGUGGUGAAAUCACAGAUCGUUUCUUGAUUAACUUUGUCGAGCAUCAGAUUUCAAGAAUCGAGACAUGUACAACCACCCUCGCUCUCCGCCACAUGGUGAGACCGUUCGGACAGAAUUCAUUGCUCCAGCAAGCCUGCCCAAUGGCCGACAUUCUUACCGAGCUACAAGCACAACUCAAAGAGCUCCAGCAAUUUAAGGACGAUGCCUCUUCGCAAAUCGUAUCGGCAUAGUCUUCCCGAACCACCUGCGCGUACCUAACACAUUCAAACGAAGUCUACGAGGAACUCUUCACACGUACGAUAUAUAAUUCUAAUACUGCAUAUAUGGGGCUCUUCCUGUUUUCAAAGCCCACAUACGUUCAUACCUGGCGCUUUCGCCAGAAUCUUCUUGU
Messenger RNA from Aaosphaeria arxii CBS 175.79, 6937 nucleotides. RefSeq names its product PP2C-domain-containing protein. Gene Ontology annotation, molecular function: magnesium ion binding; protein binding; adenylate cyclase activity. The record is from RefSeq and is a predicted model, not a curated record. Gene Ontology annotation, biological process: cAMP biosynthetic process; intracellular signal transduction. The coding region runs from base 471 to 6776 and encodes 2101 amino acids. Lineage: Eukaryota; Fungi; Ascomycota; Dothideomycetes; Pleosporales. The transcript is spliced from 4 exons.